Stomoxys calcitrans (stable fly) is the source of this 2358-nucleotide messenger RNA. RefSeq names its product actin-related protein 3 (gene Arp3). The coding region runs from base 159 to 1415 and encodes 418 amino acids. Gene Ontology annotation, molecular function: actin filament binding. NCBI's taxonomy places the organism in Eukaryota, Metazoa, Arthropoda, Insecta, Diptera, Muscidae. The record is from RefSeq and is a predicted model, not a curated record. Gene Ontology annotation, biological process: Arp2/3 complex-mediated actin nucleation. The transcript has 7 exons. Gene Ontology annotation, cellular component: actin cortical patch; Arp2/3 protein complex.
UUUCUUCGUUUUCGUGACACAUCUAUCGGUCGGUGAGGUGUGGUUGUAACUUCUUUUUUUUUGUUAAAUUCUCAUUAAACAUUUAACAAAACACCAAAAUAUUUAUACCAAUUCAUUGCAUACAUUUAGAUUAUUAAGAAUAUAAACUCCAUAUAACCAUGGCGAACAGAUUACCGGCAUGUGUGAUCGAUGUGGGCACCGGCUAUACAAAAUUGGGUUUCGCUGGCAAUAAGGAACCCCAAUUCAUUAUACCCUCAGCCAUUGCCAUCAAAGAGUCAGCGCGUGUGGGUGACACCAAUACUCGUCGCAUAACCAAAGGUGUGGAAGACUUGGAUUUCUUUAUUGGCGAUGAGGCAUUCGAUGCCACUGGCUAUUCCGUCAAGUAUCCUGUGCGCCAUGGAUUGGUGGAGGAUUGGGAUUUGAUGGAACGUUUCCUGGAACAGUGUGUCUUUAAAUAUCUGAGAGCUGAGCCUGAAGAUCAUCAUUUUUUGCUAACAGAACCUCCACUAAAUACUCCCGAAAAUCGCGAGUAUACUGCCGAAAUAAUGUUUGAAACGUUUAAUGUUCCUGGUCUAUAUAUUGCAGUGCAGGCCGUUUUGGCUUUGGCCGCCAGUUGGGCUUCCAGACCAGUCGAGGAACGUACCCUCACUGGAAUUGUAGUUGAUAGUGGUGAUGGUGUUACUCAUGUCAUUCCAGUGGCCGAAGGUUAUGUUAUUGGCUCAUGCAUUAAACACAUACCAAUUGCUGGACGCAAUAUCACCUCAUUCAUUCAAAGCCUUUUACGUGAGCGAGAAGUUGGUAUACCACCCGAACAAAGUUUAGAAACUGCCAAAGCUAUCAAAGAGAAACAUUGCUACAUAUGCCCCGAUAUUGCCAAAGAAUUCGCCAAAUAUGACACAGAACCGGGCAAAUGGAUACGCAAUUAUACGGGCAUCAAUGGCGUCACAAAACAACCCUUUACCGUCGAUGUGGGCUAUGAGCGAUUUUUGGGUCCAGAAAUCUUUUUCCAUCCGGAAUUUUCAAAUCCUGAUUUUACCAUACCCAUAUCGGAGAUUGUGGAUAAUGUCAUACAAAAUUGUCCCAUUGAUGUGCGGAGGCCAUUGUAUAGUAAUGUCGUUUUAAGUGGUGGCUCUACAAUGUUCAAAGAUUUUGGUCGCCGUUUACAGCGUGACAUCAAACGAUCGGUGGAUACACGUUUGCGUAUAAGUGAAAAUUUAUCAGAGGGAAGAAUUAAGCCUAAACCAAUUGAUGUUCAAGUUAUUACCCAUCAUAUGCAACGUUAUGCUGUUUGGUUUGGCGGCAGCAUGUUGGCCUCAACGCCUGAAUUUUAUCAGGUUUGCCACACGAAAGCUGCCUACGAGGAGUAUGGACCUGGCAUUUGUCGCCACAAUCCUGUGUUUGGUACCAUGACAUAAUCGCAUUUUUUGUUUUUAUGCUAAAGUUUUUACAAAACCUUUUACUGUGAAUUGUGUUUUUUUAAUUAUUGGUUCUUCCUUGUCAUGUUGAAACAAUUGGUUUUAUUUGCUGCAAAACAUUAGUUUUUAUUUUAAUACUUUAAAAUAACAAUAUGCUCAUCGCUAGUUUUUUUCCUUUUCCAAUUUAUUCGCCGAUUUAAAGAAGGAUUUUCCGUUUGGUUUUUUCUUAACGUAAACAGGGAAGCCAGUCAGUCUAGACUUAGUUUUUGUAUUUUCUUUUGCCUGAGUAUUAACUAUUAUUACCAUAUUACAUAUAUACAAUUAUAAUUUUAAAAAUACAUACAUAUACAUAUUUUGUAAACAAAUUACGUCUAACUAUAAAUUUGGCCAAAUGAAAAUUAAAAACAAAUGAAAUUUAACUAAAAAUACACAUUCUUCCUAUUUGUUCUCCUCUUAAUCCACUUUCACCUAUAACACAUCAUCAUUUCGAAAGAAUGACCACAAAGCUUUUCCUUAAGUCCUAAAUACUAUAAAAAAAAGAUACAACAAAAACAAAUGAAAUUGUACAGAUUUAAUCUGUCCCUAGACGAAACCAUAAAAAAAACAUUUGAAACUCUAUAAAUAUUUGUUUCAAAAUGCAGAUGAUGUAUAAUUUUAACACACUCAUACAGAAUUUAAUAUAACUAACAAUUGAAAAAAGCAAAAAUUAGCAAAUCUUAGAAAGAGAUUUCUUCUUUUGACGAGAGACAUUGCCUUUUUUCAUAUGCAGUUAUCAAACCACACACACAUAGAAAUGAAAAGAAAAUGUCUUUUUUUAAAACGAACAAAAAAAAAUGAGAACCAGAAAAACAAUUAUCCGUUUGUUACUUAUAUUGCAACAAUAAAUUGAUGAUAGUAAUAAAAAUAAAUAAUAACAAGUCAAUAUAUUGAUAAUAUUAAAGGA